GGUGAGGAGGAAGUCAGUGCCCCUUUGACCCUGUCUUGUGGUGCCAGGGCAGGAUUUGGGGGGAUGUCCUUGGCCUUCCCUCUGGGCCGGAGGCAAAUCCCCUGCCUGUCCUUCUUCCUUCCUGCCCCAGGCCCCGAGCUGAGGACAGAGAGCACGGAGGACAAAUCCCCCCGGCAGAGCCUGGUGGGAGAGGCCGUUUUGAAGGGCUCCCUGGUGCAGGAAGGCAGCGGGGAGGAAAAGGCCCAGAGAUGCCCCCGGAGGAGGGGCUGCAAAGCCAGCCCAGGGAGCUGUGAGGAGGAAAGACCCGUCCUGUGCCAGGAAGGCGGCCGGAGCUUGAGCUGGAGCUCCGAGCUGUUGGUCCCUGAGCAGCCUCCCAGCAGGGAGAAGCCCUUCAGGUGCUUGGAAUGUGGGAAGAGCUUCAGGAAGAGCUCCAACCUCCUCAGCCACCAGCACAUCCACACUGGGGCACGGCCCUACACGUGUGGAGAAUGUGCAAAGAGGUUUCAGACCAGAUCGCAUCUCCUCAGGCAUGAGCAGACACACACAGGGGAGAGGCCCUUCCGCUGCACCGACUGCGGGAAGGGCUUCAACCAGAACUCCCACCUCGUCACUCACCGGCGCAUCCACACCGGACAGAGGCCCUACAAGUGUGGGGAGUGUGGGAAGAGCUUCAGCCAGAGCUCCAGCCUGAUCCAACAUCAGCUCAUCCACACUGGGGAACGGCCCUACAAGUGCUUGCAAUGUGGGAAGAGGUUUAGGGGCAGCUCAACUCUCCUCAGGCAUGAGCAGACACACACAGGGGAGAGGCCUUUCCGCUGCACCGACUGCGGGAAGGGCUUCACCCGGAACUCCACCCUCAUCACCCACCGGUGCAUCCACACCGGGGAGAGACCCUACAAGUGUGGGGAGUGUGGGAAGAGCUUCACCCACAGCUCUACCUUGACCAGACACCAACGGACCCACCAGUAAGAGAAGCCCCACGAGUGCCCCGACUGCGGGACGAGCUUCGGCCACUGCUCCCACCCCGAAUGACCCCCCUGAUGGUGAGGCAACCCCUGGAGUCCAGUGACUGUCAGUCCGUCCCUUUCUACCAGAAAGGGCCAGUCCCCUUUGCCAGGGGCAGGUUCUGCCAACAGAGCCCUUCUUGGGGUGUGUGGAGAUUCCUGCCUUGGCUGGGGACCCCCAAGGUCAGUGCUGGAGGUUGAGAGCAGAGAUCUCCCCACGAGCAUUGUUCUGGGGGAGUUCCAUCCAUCUCUAAUUCAUAAUUCUUGCUUUGGUGCCAGUUUGAGUAGAAUUGCUUCAACAAUUGCUUUAGUGUAGAGCACUGUCCUAUCUUAUUCUCUAUUAGUGGUAGUUUUAGUGUUUCUAUUGUGCAGUAAAUAAUUCUGAUGAAGAUCUUUUCUCUGAUCAUUUGUUACCCUAAAUAAUUCAUUUCUAUCAAUAGAUAUGAUUUGCCACCCUUAAAACCUGGGGGACAAAAGUGGUUCAGUCCCACCUCUGUAAUUCCUCUAAACUGAAAGUGUUGGCAUAACCCAAGGCUGAGAUUGGAUCCAGCAGCCCCAGCACCCCACAGUCAGUUGGAAGCUCAGGGAGCCACCCCCUUUUCCCAUCACCCCUCAGCCCAAAGGCCCCCAUGGUACAGUCAGACUGUGUAGACCACCCCCCUUUUUCUACCCUUCUCCCUGUUCCUCCCACUUUUCCAUGGUCUCCUGUUACAAUCUGCUUAAAUACUGCAGAAAGAACUUGAGAUUCAAAUAUUCCCUUAAGCAAAACUAAAACUCACACAAUUACACAAUUUAUCUGUUGAUACCAAAAACUGAUUUUUAUUAAUUGCUAAGAGAUGCAAAGAAAAAGGAAAAAUAGGAAAAGGUUGGAAACUGCUAAGAUUAUUUCUAGAAGCAGAAAAAAGAUAUCACUGAAAACUUCUUUUUCCCACUGAGCUGGCCUGUGUGUGGGGGAAGAGAAGCAGUUUCUGUCUUUUUUUUCUCUGUCUCUGCAGCUUUUGGAUGUUGUCUCUGUAGCUGCAGGGGUCUGACAGCUUUAGUUCUCUGCAAUGCACCAUGUGUGGUUUCACCACUCACGCCCCUGUCCCAGGCUGUGCAGGGUCUCAGCUCAGCUGAAGCUUUGGGCCCUCAGAAAUAUGGUCAGCGUAGAAGGAUAAGGUAGAACUCCCACAUGUGGCACGGUGGUCUCAGCUCUCUCCAGGCCGGCACAGUUCCAGGCUCCGGUGGCAGGCAGGCAGCACGCGGUGGCGGAGAAAAGGUGAGGGGAGGUGGGCAGAGAUUCUCGGCUACAGUCACCAGUUCUUCUCCCUUUCCUCUCCCUGAUUUUCCAAAAUUUGUCCUCAACUUUUCUAGUGUUCACAGGAGGUUGAACAUGGUUUCUUGGCACGUAGCCAGUUCAGAUGUUAUGAGGAGAUAUGAUAACCAUAAACAUAUAACAGGAUUUUUUGGCAGGAAAAGUGCCGUGGGAAGUCCUGGUGAGAACUUCUUUCAGAGAGCUGACAGAGAAUGUUUGAUAGAAAGAUUUUGACAGGCAGAAACAAUUUUUGGCAUUUCUGUAUUAUCUGUGUGUUACAGAUGGUUGUCAUGGUAAGCGACACAUCAAUAAGAAUGCUUAAUGGUUGCCGUAUUAACCGCCCCUAGCAAUGUAAAUUCACAAUGGUUGCCAUGGUAACCGAGAUAACAAUGAGACUGCAUAAUGGUUGCUGUGGUAGCUGACCAUAACAAUGAGAAUAAAUAAUAGAGUCCAUGGUAAGCGACAUAACAAUGGGAAUUGCCAUGGUGACCCAGGUAACAAUGGGAAUGCAUAACGGUUGCCAGGGUAACAGAGGUAACAAAAUGCAUAAUGGUUGCCAUGGUGUAAGGGGGGGUAGUUUUGAUUCAGGUGAUCAAUGGAGCAUAGAGGGGUGAGAAAGUGAUUAUAUUCACAUAUGAAACCAGCCAGAAUAUUGUAGAAUGUAACUUUAUGGCACAAGUUCACUGUAGGGCCCAUUGUGCCUUUAGCAAAGUUAACUGGAUGUCCCCCAUUAUCAUAUCUGAGUUCCUCCUUGGCUUGGCUCCACCCUGCAAGAGAGAUACAAAUCCCCUUGGAACACAAUGGUACAGGUCGUCCAUAGGGCUGAGGAAGGUGAUGGAGAGGAAGAUGAUGUGGGCAGGGGUCGUUGGCCCCUUGCCCUACAGUGGGGCACGCCCAGACUGUUGCCAUGAGGUGAUGAACGGGCGCUGUUUGGCUGCCACUCAAGCACCACCUUCUGCUGCAUCCUGGCCCUACGCAGUGUAAUGUAGAGCUGAUGGAAUGGGGUGUCAGCACUGCUGGGGGGAGCAAUGCUCAUCUUUCCAUCCACACUGUGCUGCUCCACGGGGACACUCGCCCAGCACGGGCACCGACCAGCCCUGCAGACCCUGGUAGGCCUGGGCUGUCUGUGCAGGUGAGCACAGUUUAUUGAUAGGAAGCAAGAGGCAAAGCAAACGUUUUAUAUCCUUUUUCUUGUAUCCCUUUAAUUCCCUUUUUACUAGCUAAUGCUGUAACAGAGGCUGUUCGUGGUAUUGUAUGAAUGCCAAUAGAUAAAGUAGGUUUUUUGUAUUCUUUUUAAGCUUUUGAUUCUCUUUGCUAAUAGUUCUUUUUACUCUCACUGCAACAAAAGAUAUUUUGUAGUGUUUGAAUGACUGUUGUAUUUGUCUUUAUUCCAGACGUAUUCUUGUGAACCUGGUACACACAGUGAUGUCAUGGUUGUCCCUGUGAUGUCACCAGUGUCACUGAUGAUGUCACAGGUGUCUCUGUGAUGUCACCCUUGUCCUUGUGAAGUCACCGAUGUCCCCAGUGAUGUCACUGAUGUCCAUGUGUGGGGUGCUUAGCUGAAAAAAGACACAGUAUGGACAAACCAUAUGAAUUGGCCUCAGUUAGGCCUGCCCCUGACAUAGCCAGAAGCCUCUUUGCAGGCAGUGGAAAGAUACAGGAGCAGUGAUAACAGACUGCAGGAAUGUAAACAAAGAGAAACCUGGGACAAAAACGAGGAGGAGUUUUAGGAGAAAAACAACGUCUUCAUAUCGCGUGGACAUCUGUGUGCACCCAAUAGUGUGUCAGUAAUGCAUGCUCGGUUCGUGGGUUACAGCAAAUAACCAAUAGUUUGAAAGUGAUCACGCCCCAGGGGGCAGUGAAAGUAUAUAAGAGAUUGGGUUGUGUAAAUAA
This is a messenger RNA of Myiozetetes cayanensis, 4191 nucleotides long. Its product is annotated as zinc finger protein 239-like. The coding region runs from base 64 to 969 and encodes 301 amino acids. NCBI's taxonomy places the organism in Eukaryota, Metazoa, Chordata, Aves, Passeriformes, Tyrannidae. Gene Ontology annotation, molecular function: DNA-binding transcription factor activity, RNA polymerase II-specific; RNA polymerase II cis-regulatory region sequence-specific DNA binding. The transcript has a single exon. Gene Ontology annotation, biological process: regulation of transcription by RNA polymerase II. The record is from RefSeq and is a predicted model, not a curated record.